AUGAUCAAGGCAUACUACCGUCCCACCACUGCGCAGGUUCUGGUCCACAACAAUCCUUUGGAAUCGUUCGCCAUUCGGUCUGGCAUUUAUCUAGGCUGUAUCCUGUCACCCAUUCUAUUCAACUACGUUAUUAACUGGAUUCUUCGGAAGAGCCUACGUGGUGAGGACGGUGUUGAGCCGGCACCCGGACGCCGGCUGAGUGAUCUCGACUACGCCGAUGAUAUCGCUCUACUAGCCUCGAGCUUUGAUGAUGUACAGUCUGUAGUAUCAUGGGGAAAUGAGAUCGAUAUGUCGAUUGGCCUGUCCAAGUUAUUCUCGAGCUGCAUCCCCGACCAGGUAAAGGCACCCCUGGGGAUUACUGGUCGUCAGCUUAAAGAAGUAGACAGCUUUAAAUACCUCGGUGCAAGGCUGCUACCGAAUGGAAAGAGUAAAGACGACACUGUCUCCUGA
Messenger RNA from Dibothriocephalus latus, 450 nucleotides. Lineage: Eukaryota; Metazoa; Platyhelminthes; Cestoda; Diphyllobothriidea; Diphyllobothriidae. The record is from the annotation of a GenBank genome assembly.